CGAUCUGUCAAAUGUCAUUUAUAAAGUAAGGUUACAUUAAAAUUUUGUCUAAAACAUCAAUUAAUUGAUAUGUUAAGUGAUAAAUAAAGUAUUCAAAUGGCAAAUCGAACUGUAAAAGAUGCGAAAUCCGUUCACGGUACAAACCCUCAAUAUUUAAUCGAAAAAAUCAUCCGUUCUCGUAUUUACGACUCAAAAUAUUGGAAAGAAGAAUGUUUUGCUUUAACUGCAGAGCUUUUAGUUGAUAAAGCUAUGGAAUUACGUUUUGUGGGUGGUGUACAUAGUGGUAAUGUAAAACCAACCCCUUUUCUCUGUUUAACCUUAAAAAUGCUUCAAAUCCAACCUGAAAAGGAUAUCGUCGUCGAAUUCAUAAAAAACGAAGAAUUUAAAUAUGUUAGAGCAUUAGGUGCUUUUUAUAUGCGUUUAACGGGAUCUUCAUUAGAUUGUUACAAAUAUUUGGAACCUUUGUACAAUGAUAAUCGUAAAUUACGACGUCAAGAUCGUUCAGCUCAAUUCGAAUUGGUUCACAUGGACGAGUUUAUUGAUGAUUUAUUAAGAGCCGAUCGAGUUUGUGAUGUUAUUUUACCAAGAAUACAGAAAAGACACGUUUUAGAAGAAAAUAACGAGAUAGAAGCCAAGGUUUCCGCUUUAGAAGAUGAUUUGGAUGAAGAAAUAGAGUUUGAAGAGGAAAAAUUUAAAGUUGAAAAUGUCGGGAAGAAAAAAGAAGAGAAAGAGAGGCACAAAGAAAAGAAGAGGGACAGGAGUAGGAGUAGAUCUAAAGAAAGGAGAAGAGAAAAGGACAAGGAAAAGUAUCGAAAGGAGAAGGAGAAGAAGGACAGGAAGGAAAAGGAUAGGAAAAGAGAUGAUGAUCGAAAACGAGAUGACGAAAGGCGAAGAGAUGAUGAUCGAAGGAGGGAUGAUCGAAGAAGGGAUGAUGAUAGAAAGAGAGAUGAUGAAAGGAGGAGAGAUAGAGAUCGUGAUAGAUAUCGAUAAAAUAAUAAAAAAUUGUUUUUUUUUUAAUAAAAAUAAAAUAAAUUGAAAUGAUUUAA
Onthophagus taurus is the source of this 1046-nucleotide messenger RNA. It is a transcript of the gene Prp38, whose product is annotated as pre-mRNA processing factor 38. Lineage: Eukaryota; Metazoa; Arthropoda; Insecta; Coleoptera; Scarabaeidae. The record is from RefSeq and is a predicted model, not a curated record.